UCUCCAAAAGUUCCAAAUAAAUUCACUCAGAUCUCCACUAGUCUCUCUACUGUGUACUAAUCACCAAUAACAAAUCAAAGAAACAGCGCCAUGGAUGUGGAAAGGGUGUUCAGGAGUGUGUACAACCUUAACAAAGAUGAUGACAUCGUGACGCACAUCAAGAUCGCCAUGUCCGUUGCCUCUUUGAUCGAGCCCGACAAUCUGAAGAAGAGCCGCUGCAGAAUCGUCAAGUUAUUGUUCGCCGACAACCCCUUUCCCUCAGCCUUACCCUCAGCCACCGACGAUUCCGAUGAAGAAGAAGAUCAAGAUUUGGGUGGCCUAAUAAAAGACCCCCCUCCCAAGAAAGAUGAAAAACAACAAAAAGGGUUCAAGAAAGCUGUUGAAGAAGACUCUCAUCGUUGCGUAGUGGCGGCGGCGGCGGCGACAAAGAGGAAGCUCUGUGGCGGCCAGAAAGAAGGUGCAGAAAAGAAAGCCAAAUCUCCUCCUCCCUGCUGCGGUGGUGUCCAGCAACGGCUACAGGCAAAGAGGAAGCUCUGUGGCGACCAGAAAGAAGGUGUAGAAAAGAAAGCCAAAUCUCCUCCUCCCAGCUGCGGUGGUGUCCAGCAAAGGCUACAGGCAGAGUUGAAGAAGAGAAAGCCCAAUCCAAGAUACAUUAUUUGUUAGAUAAUACUCAGGCAGACAGAGAAAUUGAAAGGCACACGGUCACUGUGGGAUGACUCUACUGGGGAGAUAGCAGACAAAGUGGACACAUUGACUGCCGGAGAAGAUGCAGAGAAAAAUUACACGGAAGCGGCGACCACCUGCGUGGCAGGAUUACUAAACUCUGGAAUUUGUU
Molecule: messenger RNA, 835 nt
Organism: Cuscuta campestris
Lineage: Eukaryota; Viridiplantae; Streptophyta; Magnoliopsida; Solanales; Convolvulaceae
Source: the annotation of a GenBank genome assembly